Messenger RNA from Trifolium pratense (red clover), 1020 nucleotides. RefSeq lists its product as uncharacterized. Gene Ontology annotation, molecular function: zinc ion binding; nucleic acid binding. NCBI's taxonomy places the organism in Eukaryota, Viridiplantae, Streptophyta, Magnoliopsida, Fabales, Fabaceae. The record is from RefSeq and is a predicted model, not a curated record. The coding region runs from base 1 to 1020 and encodes 339 amino acids. The transcript has a single exon.
AUGGCAGGACGUAAUGAUCGAGCGAUCGCGAACGCAUUGACUGCCGUUGCUCAGGCUCUUCAGGGAAAUCAAAAUCAGCAAGGAGGUAAUGAUGAGCGCAGACUAGAACGGUUUAUGAAGCAAGAGCCUCCCAAAUUUAAUGGAGGUCACAAUCCUGAUGAUGCUUACAAGUGGUUACAAGAGAUUGAAAGGAUCUUUCGGGUCAUGGAGGCGACCGAUGCACAGAAAGUGAUGAUGGCUACUCACCGAUUAACUGAUGAAGCCGACUUCUGGUGGGACAAUACACGUGAGAGGAUGAUAGCUGUUGGUACCCUUAUGACUUGGAACAACUUUAAGAAUGAAUUCUUGGCAAAAUAUUUCCCAGCUGACGCAAUGACUAAGAAGGAGAUUGAGUUCCUGAAACUAGAGCAAGGCAGUAUGACUGUAGCUGAAUAUGCUAGGAAGUUUGAAGAACUAUCACGAUUUUGUCCUCACAUCAAUGCAGUGGGAGCAGAAGGUUCUAAGUGUGUCAAGUUUGAGGGCGGCCUGCGCCCAGAGAUUAAGAAAGCUGUUGGUUAUCAGGAGAUCCGUAAUUUUGCUGCGCUUGUCAACAAAAGUAGAAUUUAUGAAGAAGACUCCAAGGCAAGUUCAAGGUACUACAAGGCCUCGAGUGAAAAGAGGCAUGCGGAUCAGAAUCGCAACAAACCAUAUGAUAAGUCGAGGGUAGACCAGGAAGGUAAGCAAAAGUCUGCUAAUGGGCGUGAAACUAGUGGGGGAGGGAAUUCUAACCCUUCCAGGUGUUUUAAGUGCGGUGAGAUUGGGCACCAUGUGGCAGAAUGCCAAGAGACGAAGUCAAAAUGCUUCAGAUGUGGAAGGCUAGGACACAUGGCCAACGAGUGUAGGAGUUCGACUGUGACUUGUUUUCGCUGUGGGGAGCCGGGACAUACCCGUCCCCAAUGUGGAAAGCCAAAGAGAGGACCGGAUACUACGCCUGCCAAAGGGAAGGUGUUUGCCUUGCUCGGAGAUGGACCAAAUACUUAA